UACCCCAAGAUGAUUCAGCUAGUGUGGAUAAGAGCCUACAAGUAUUGGGCUGACCAGCUACUUGGUGACUGCUUGGGCUGAAUUCAGCUUCAGGAUCCACUGCAAGCACUGAAUUUUAUUGGACUGCAACCACAUGGGACAUAUGUAGAGAAGUCUCAUCUUGACUGUCCACUUUUCCUUUGAUAACUUCUACAAAUCCCCAUGAACACAUCUUUACAACAGAGGUGUGUUUAAACACAUUUUCAGGCAGACCAAAUGUACAAAUCCAUGCUACUGGCCAUAACAUGAGACAAAACAGCAACACAACCUUCUCCACAAGAUUUUUGCAAUCUUUUCAAGCAAACUUCACUGCCUAUUACUUUGUUUGUCCCUUUAGCAGACCAUCUUGCUUUGUUCAGACUCCUGAUGUUCUGUUCUUGCAUGGCACUCAAGAAAACAUGAGUUCUGUGAGGAUAGGCAGAGAGAAAAGACCAAAAAAGAAGAACCUGAAGGAACUUACAGGAGGCUGAGUAAAAACAGCAACUGCAUAUGGAAUAGCUGUGGGAUAGCAGCCAGGAAAGGAAGAAGGAAUGUCCUGGCCCCAGCUGCUACUUUCUUUCCUCUCUGGCAGGGAUGGGCUGUUGGGUACAGCCAGUCCCACACUCAAGAGAUGGGCACCUCUGGACUUGGGCAUCACAAGCAAAUCACAGCCUCAGAGAGGAGUUUUGAACAACUAAAAAAAGGGCAAUAAAACUUGACAAAAAUUUGUAUUGGCCCACCUAAUUUCUGUGAUGUAAGAACCACAGUCACACCACAUGCUCACUGCCACUCAAAGAAACACAGUCCCUUACAGCCCCUCCCAGCCCUCUCCCACCACACACAGCAGACUGAGCCCUCCAAGAAGAAUGCAUGCUUUUCCUCAUUAGUGAAGCCUUCUCUUUCUGAUAGAUUGCAUGUGAACAUGCUGUGAUGUACACCUCUGUCCUAGAAAAAGGACUGGAAAAAUUUUACCUGCACAAGUUAAAUCAUAGAAUUCUUGUGGCAAGCUGCCUGAAAAAUUUAAUGGGAAAUUUGAAGGGUUGAAAUCCAGAUUUUCUGACCUUUUCAUAUACUGAUCAACCAAGGCCUAUUAAUGUCUCAAAAAAAAAAAAAAUCCAGCCUGAUCAUCUAAAGGAAUUUUAAAUGGAUCUUCCAUGUAGUAAAUUUAAAAACUCAGUGACUCCACUAUUAUCUUCAAGCUUCAAGUGGACACACCUGACUUCUACAGAGCUUUAUCUUUGUAAAUCCCUAUGCUAACUAUAUUUCUGUUGAAUGAUUUAUCAGUUUGAAGCAUUAAGAUUUAGUAUUUUAAAAGACACUUACAAAAACCAUUCAAGAACUCAAUUACAGGGCAACAUUUUUCCAAUCUCCCAUUGCACUCUUGAUUCCAGUGCAAAAGAUGAACUGUAAUGUUUGUUUGCAAAUAGGGCAGUACAAACAACUUGGAUAUGCUGCUUUCCAAAUAUAUUUCAAAGGAUGAAAAUAGCAGUCUUCUAAAUUAAAACAAUCUGCCUCCAUCACUUUAAACUUGGUUUGUCCAGCAACAAGAGGUGAAACACGCAAAGUCACUUUUAUUUUGUCAUUUUAACUUUCUCUGCAUUGUACAGAUUGCCAAUCCUUUUUAAAUUAGGAAAUUACAGAAUAAAAGCAGGUCACGUGCUGCACACUCAUGAAGUCCCUUGAGCCACUGCUGAGUGGUGAUCAAAUCUUUUCAGACAUUUCUAAAUGAGUCCUCUGGAAAAGACAUUAGACAAGUGUCCUUAAAAAUUCUAGGAAAUGUAAACUGAAAAUUGAAAGGGAUUUUCCUAAAGUUAGGUAACUUUGAACGAAUGGGACUUCACGGAACUCCAUAUGGCCAGGAAUUCUAAAGAAAGAGAGCAUGUAUUACUGGUAAUAACCCAUCUUUCCAGUAAACUCCCAGAAACUCCUAAGUCAUAUCUGGAAAGCCCCAAAACUUCUCCUAGAAGAGUCAGGAACAGCUAGUAUUCCAGUAUUUCCACAUAUAAUAAUAAUUAAAAAAAAAACAAAAAACAAAAAAAACAAAAAAAAACCAAAAAAACAACAACCAAAAAAAAACCCCAACCAACCAAAAAACCCCCCCAAAAACCACAAAAACCUAACAAACAAAAAACUAACCAACCACAAAACACCUCUAGGCUUUUUAACGUUAAAAACCCCUCCUGUGCAUGCCGCCCGGGGCACGUCUUUGGCGGUACCCAGUGGGAUCCUUGCAGCAGCCCCGGUGCCCCGCAACCCAUCCCAAUCUCGGCGGGCCGCUCCCUCUGCCCCCUUUCCCGCUCCGCAGCCCGCAAUCCCCACGGGGAACGGGUCACUCCAGUUCUUUUCGUUCCGUCCCGCUGGAGCCGUGCGGAGGGGCGGGCGGGCGGGCGGUCAGAGCUCCCUCCCGGGAGCGAGGCAGCCCCGGCGCUGCGCCGCACCUGCUCCGGGCGCGCCCGCGGGGCAGCAGGUGCCCAGGGGAAGGUGGGCGCCCAGGAAAGGUGGGCGCCCAGGGGAAGGCGGGCGCCCAGGGGAAAUGGGCGCCACGGGCGCUGGGAGCAGCGCGGAGCAGUGCGUCCGCAGCUCCCCCGCCCCGCGCUGUCCCGCUUCCUCUGUCAUUCCCGACCUGCCCUUCCCGGCAGCAGGCGUGCCGGGAACCGGACUCUUUUACUUUCAUUCUACGGGUGAAAGAUGGAAAAAAAAGCAAAACUGGGAAUUUCCCCGGCUGUCACCAAGGGUUUAAAAGGCACCGGGCAGCACCGCUCCGGCAGAGCAGGCGAGACGGCGGGACCGAGGGCUCGGAGACGGCGGAGCAGAUGAUUCAAUUGCUCAAAUUUUUUGGAGAUGUAUUUCUUUCCCACCAUCCUGAAAUAGAAUCAGUUCCUUUCAAGUGGUAUCUUCUAUGCAGACAGAAUCAGCAGAUCAUCAGUAAAGACACUUCCUGUGAAGAGAGGAAAUAUUAGUGUUAAGGUGCUGCUGAAAUACAGAUCUGGAAGAAGACGACUCAAGCAUACUCAAGGAAAAUAAAGGUUUGCAAGAACUGAUGCAUACAGUUGACAUCAAGAGAACAGAGAUCCUUUGGUGCAAAAGGAAGUGAACUCGCUAGUUACUGCAUACCAAAGAGGGAGAAGAGGAUUUACUCUUGGCUAAAUCUAGAGACUGAGCACAAUGGGAAGGAGCUAGAUAAACUAAUGGAUGAUUGAUGUGUGUAAUUAGCUUGCAAAUAACUUCAGGCUAGAUCCUUGAAGACGGCUUCUAACCAAGGGAAAAAACCCAAAUAUAUUUAUGUGUUUUAGUGUUUAGUCUAUGUUGUGGCAGAGAUAAAUAAAGAUUUAAAAAAUAAAAAGGUGCAGUAACAAUAUGAAAAUACUCUUGUUAGGAGGCUGUUGGAGAUUAAAUAAAAUGGCCAAUAGUAUUUUUCAAUUCUGAGCUGUAGCAAAGAUUUUCAAUACACUAAAGUCUGUCUCUGAAACUGACUUUUUUCUUUUUUUUUUUUGUUGAUACAAACACCUGUAUAUCUCCGAUAUAAUUAAAAGCAAGAACAGAUUUAGCAAAGCCA
Messenger RNA from Prinia subflava (tawny-flanked prinia), 3574 nucleotides. Its product is annotated as collagen alpha-2(I) chain-like. The record is from RefSeq and is a predicted model, not a curated record. The transcript has 3 exons. Bases 2205 to 2978 code for a protein of 257 amino acids. Lineage: Eukaryota; Metazoa; Chordata; Aves; Passeriformes; Cisticolidae.